This is a messenger RNA of Lasiosphaeria miniovina, 3318 nucleotides long. RefSeq lists its product as uncharacterized. Gene Ontology annotation, cellular component: HOPS complex; endosome. The transcript has 6 exons. Lineage: Eukaryota; Fungi; Ascomycota; Sordariomycetes; Sordariales; Lasiosphaeriaceae. The coding region runs from base 156 to 3089 and encodes 977 amino acids. Gene Ontology annotation, biological process: vesicle-mediated transport; endosome organization; vacuole organization. The record is from RefSeq and is a predicted model, not a curated record. Gene Ontology annotation, molecular function: protein binding; protein-macromolecule adaptor activity.
CUGACAAGCCACGGCGGGGCGGGAGCUCAAGCUCUAGUGGGUCGGUCAGUCGUCACCAGCGCAGGCACAGCGCCGGGCUCACCAACCAACACCAGACACCAGACAGACACGACGCCAGGGCACAGCAAAUCGGCACGCCGGAACAAGAUGCGACCAUGGCGCUGACGUGGAGGUCGUUUGACUUCUUCGACGCAACGCAGAUCAAAAUCGCAGACGACGACACGCGCGCCUUCUUCGAGAGCAACGACAUUUCCAGCAUUUGCUCGGGCUCCGACAGCCUGUUCCUCGGCAGCUACGAUGGCCACGUGCGCAUCGUCGGCGCCAGCUGGAAGGUCGUCCGCACCUUUCAGGCCUACGAGACGGGCCCCAUCACCCACAUGCGCCAGGUCGACGGCACAAGCCUGCUGGUCACCAUCGCAGAAGAGCUGAGCACCGGUGACUCGAGCAACGCGCCCGUCCUCAAGGUGUGGGCGCUGGACAAGCCCGUCAAGAAGACGGGCAUCCCCACCUGCCUCAGCACCGUCACCAUCAACAAUGGCAAGAAGCCCUUUCCGAUAUCGGCCUUAACUAUGACCGAGGACCUGACGCAGCUGGCGGUCGGGUUCGCCAACGGCGCCGUCACCGCCAUCCGCGGCGACCUGAUCCACGACCUCGGCACCAAGCAGCGCAUCAUCUACGAGUCGGACGAGCCCGUCACGGGCGUCGAGCUGCAUGUCGACGCGGCCCUUACGACCCUGUUCAUCGCGACCACGUCCCGCAUCCUCAAGCUGGUCAUCUCCGGCAAGGGCCACGGCCUGCCCCCGCGCACCGUCGAAGACAUUGGCUGCGGUGUCGGGUGCAUGGCGGUCGACAGGGCGACGGGCGAGAUCGUGGUCGGCCGCGACGACGCCAUCUACACGUACACACUCGACGGCCGCGGUCCGCCCAUCGCAUACGAGGCGCAGAAGAAGCUGAUCGCCGUCUACCAGGACUACAUUGCGCUGGUCUCGCCGCCCACGCCGUCGGCCGAAUCCGACACCCGGCGGCGGUUCUGGGGCGCUGCCGCCGACAGCAUCUUCACCUUUACGCUGAUACACCCAGACCUCAGGAUCGUCGCCCACAGCGAGACUGUGCUGGCCGACGUGAAGCACGUCUUCCAGCUCUGGGGCGAUCUCUACACCCUGACGCAGGAUGGCAAGGUGUUCCGCUACCACGAGAAGCCGCUGGCGCAGCGUCUCGAGAUGCUUUACCAGCGCAACCUCUACACGCUGGCCGUCGAGCUGGCCCAGAAGUCCGGCAUGGACGGCCCACAGCAGAGCAUUAUCUUUCGCAAGUACGGCGACUACCUUUACCAAAAGGGCGCGUAUGACGAAGCCAUGACCCAGUACAUCAAGGCCAUCGACAGCACAGAGCCGUCGCAGGUGAUCAGGAAGUUCCUGGACACGCAGCGGAUACACAACCUCAUCGAGUACCUCGAGCAGCUGCACGACCGCCACAAGGCGACGUCGGACCACACGACGCUGCUGCUCAACUGCUACGCCAAGCUCAAGGACAUUGACAAGCUAGAAAAGUUCAUCAAGUCUCCGGGGGACCUCAAGUUCGACCUGGACACGGCCAUCUCCAUGUGCCGCCAGGGCGGCUACUACGAGCAGGCGGCGUACCUCGCCAAGAAGCACGGCGAAAACGACCUAGUUGUCGACAUUCUGAUAGAGGACUCCAAGGCGUACGACGAGGCGCUCGACUUUAUCUGCCACUUGGAUCCCAAGACUGCCUACCCGUGUCUGAUGAAGUACGCCCGCGUGCUCAUCGAGCACUGCCCCAAGAGCGCCACGAAGGUGUUCAUCGACUACUACACGGGCAACUACCGUGCCAGGGUCGACAUCCCGUCCCCCGUCGACCCCAACCCCCCCGUGGUCAACGGCGGGUUUGCGGCCGGCGCUGCAAAUGCGGUCCAGAACCUCAGCAAUCUGCUGCCGCUGCCGUACAUGAACACGUCGGCGAUAGCGCCGGUCGCGCCACAGAGCGCCAAGCUGACAGCUGUCGGCGAGGCCCCCUUUGUCCUCAAGCCAGAGGAUGUGCCGGUGCCCAGCUACACGCCGCCCCGCCCGCGCACGGCAUUCUCGUCGUUCAUCGACCACCCCGACGAGUUCAUCGUCUUUCUAGAAGCCCUCGCGAAGGAAGACACGCUUCCAGAGGCUGACAAGACCGACGUAUACACGACCCUCUUCGAGAUGUACCUGCACAAGUCUAACGAGAAGAAGGGGGCGCAGCACCGUGAGGAGUGGGAGCAGAAGGCAAAGGCGCUCAUCGAAGGCACGGGCCACGAGAAGCGGCCGAUCGAGAACUCCAACGUGCUGCUGCUGUCGCACCUGUCCGACUUCCGCGACGGCACGACGCUCGUCAAGGAGCAGUCGGGGCUGCUGUUCGACAUCUUCCGGUCGUACACAUCGGCCAAGGACACGCGCGGGGCCAUCAAGGCGCUGCGCAAGUACGGGCCCGAGGCGCCGCAGCUGUACCCGGCGGCGCUGUCGUACCUGACGUCGGACGCGCGCGUGCUGGACGAGGCGGGGCCCGACGAGCUUGCGGGCAUCCUCGACCGCAUCGACCGCGACGGGCUGAUGGCGCCGCUGCAGGUGGUGCAGGCGCUGAGCCAGAACGCCGUGGCCACCAUGGGCAUGAUUAAGCCGUACCUGGCGAGGCGCAUCGAGCGCGAGCGGCGCGACAUUGCCGAGAACCGGCGCGACGUGGCGGCCUUCCGCGCCGAAACGGACCAGCGCCGCGCCGAGAUCGCCGACCUCGGCAGCAAGCCGGCCGUGUUCCAGGCCACGCGCUGCCACCAGUGCGCGCUGCCGCUCGAGCUGCCCGCCGUGCACUUUCUGUGCAAGCACUCAUUCCACCAGCGCUGCCUGCGCGGCGGCACCGGCGUUGACGGUGAGUGCCCGCUCUGUGAUAGGGACAAUGCGACGAUCCGCGCACUCAAGAAGAGCCAGGACGAGAACGCCGAGCGCCACGAGCUGUUCCGUGACGAUCUCGACCGCAGCGAAGACAAGUUUAGGACCGUCGCCGAGUGGUUUGGCCGGGGUGUCAUGACGGCGCAGAGUCUGGAGUAGCUGCCGUGGGGGUGUGCGUUUGCAAGUCAUAUUUAUAUAGCGUGGUGAAUGAAAAGUGAAUGGAGAGAUGAUUCAGCCUGUGCAUGCGUUUCCUGGUCGUGUUUGUCGUGUUUUCAAGGACUGCUGGGAACAUUCCAUCUCACGCCACAUCGUAUCGAAAGUGGCAGAAACACAGCAAAGGCAACUGCAACAAGGGAAACACUACACCUAAAUCAAACUCUUGAGAAAU